GGUGAGGGAAGAAUGAGGUUAGAGCAGAAGCCUAGUGUGGUAAUUCAGGGAUUCUGUGGCGCUCCUCCCCCUCUCCAACCUCAGAUCCCACAGGGAGGACUCGUCGUGUCCCCGCCCCCUGGCCUGGGCCUCAGCAAUCCUGCUGAGUCAUCUCUGCUCCACAGCCCCAUCAGCCCCCAGGACUCCACCUUUAACCCUGUGCUACCGGCAGAGGGCGACGCAGCCUGUGCGGCACUGCCCUGCAGUGGCCUGCGGACCGGCAGGGGGCGGCCUGGGCAUCCCGUGGGCCUCAGCAGCCUCACCGACCCCCAGGCCCCGCCGUCCCCUAGGGCUCUGGUGUCACUUCACAGCCGCCAUCCUGUCAGGCCCCACCGUCCCAUAGGUCUCACCAUCUCACCAGUGACGGGCCAGGACCCAGGCGACCACCAACGCGGGUCCCGCCCCUCCAGGAACAGGGCUCCUCUCCUGGGCCAGAGCUGCUCUCCUCCUGCAAGGACUAGUUUGUCAGCCCCCUGGGCAGUGCUACUUCCGGCCCUGGGUGACUUGGCGCCUUCUGAGGGGACUGGACACAGGUCCUGUCAGGCGUCCGCGCAGGCUGCACUUCAGCUUGUCCCUCAGGUCCCCGUGGCUCCUAGAGUCGGGGAAGACGCGCCGCCCCCGCCGGGUGCUGUCCGCGCCUUUCCCGGCAGAGCUGCGCUUCCUCCUCGGCCGCCAUAUCCCGGCCCGAAUGGCCCCGGCGGAGCAGCUGUGGAAAGACUUCCAGCACUCUGUUGACUAGGAGAGGAGUGAGUAGACACACUUGUCUUGUUGGAUGUGGAGGAAAUGCUUGUUAUAAAGCUUACAUGAUUUAAAAGAACUUUCCAUGCAUCUCUAGCCUUUUGAUGAGGUUGAUCGUGAAGGUAUGUUGACUUUUCUUGAAGAUAUUUUCUGUCUGUUGACAUAAUCAUAGUCAGUGGACAUGAGUAUUGGAACAGCAUCAUGCACAGGUACUUGGAUGCUUCUUAAAUAUGAGAACAAGAAUUCCUCUCUAAUGGUGCAAUUGCAGUCCUGGAUAUAUACUGAAAAGAAAGGAAUUAAAUAUGGGCUAGAGAUAUAUACGCUCCCUAAUGACUGCAGCACUAUUUACAAAACACUGAGUCAACUAAAAUGUCCAUUAACAUAUGAGAUUUAAUAAAAUCCAUUUUUGAAAAAUAAAGAACAAGUUCAUCAUAGAAAAGCAUUGAAUCUUCUCAUGUGUGGCACCAUGACUGAUCUGCUGUCCAUUAUGUUAGGUAAAGGAAGUUGAAGCACACAAGCACUGCAUCUCACCCAUAAGAAAAAUUGUGAAUAAAUGAUAGAUGACAGAGGCUGAAGAUAUAAUAGUGGUUACAGUGAAUGAGGAUAUAUGGGCAAUCAACAGAAGCAAUACUAUUUCUUAUGAGAUAACUAAUUUUGAAAGUUGUGUGCCACAAGUUGAACAUAGUCCUACAAUGCCUUUUAUAUCUUAAAAUUGUUAGAAAAGAUGAGUUUGGAUCUUUUUUACCAUACUGUUUGGUAAAAGUGUAACAUGUGGAUAUUAUUAUAUAUAUAAAAAACAUAAAAAUUUGCCAGAUACCCCAUAAAUAGUUAAAACAUGCUGUCUUCCUCAGAAAAUUAAUAAUCUCUAAAAUUCAAAACCAACUAACCCUGAAAUUCAGGUAUUUAAAGAAAUACUUGUAUUUGUGCCUCCACCACAAGGUAAGUGUAAGCAUUAGAGCUAUUGCAGUUAACAGUCCCAGGAAAAGGUGAGGCUGAUGUCAACACAAGUCAUUCUGGCUGAUAGCCGAGUUCAACUUCUCUAUUCCAUAGGAUGAAAAAUCUGCUGGUCUGCCUUGCCUGGGUAAGGAGGUCAGUGCAGCCCUAUUCCUAUGAAUACGGUAGAAAUCGUCAACCUGGUUGGCAGGGCAGGUGACUAGAUGACAGGAAAGCAGAAACUUAUACUGUGGUUUCAUCCUGCGUAUCUGCUGUGACAGCAGACAGUGAAUUUGACCUAAUUUUGUUUUCUGAAGUGAUUCUUCCUCCUGUUAUAUUGGCAGGUUCAAUGGAUUUUCUGUGAACUUAAAAGAAUUUUUUCCAAAGAACGUUGGGUUUUGUAUAGGUAAAACUGCCUCCAAAGGAAACUCACCAAGGAAAGAGCGAUGGCUUGUGCUCAGGUAAUUGUUCCCAAGGGCAAGGGCCAUAUGUCCUUUCCUUCUCAAAAUCUUUGACAUUCUGAACUUGUAGCCUUUUACUUUUCAUGCAUAAUGAGCUUCUUUCCAAAUACAUUUGCGUUUUCUUCUUAUGAUAGUAUAUAUUCCCUCUAUUUUGUCAAUUUUGUUGAGUUCUUUUGUAUUUCAUACAGACCAUCUCAAUGGUAUCCUCAAGAAUUCUCUUAAUAGCUUUCUGCUCAGCGUGGACAGUGUAUUCCUUUUACAUAAAUUUUACAUGAAUAAAACGGGGAUAAAAGAAAAUGUUAUAAAAAUAACCUGUUAUAAUAAUUCUCCAGUGAUUGCAUAGUGUCCAAAAUAAAUGAAUAUUAUAGGAAAUAUUUAAAAGGAUUUUGUUACUCUCCUUGCUCUUAUGGAAGAAAUUACGCAGUUCAUAAUAUUCUGCAUUUAAAGCCCCCCCCCCUCCAUCCAUAUGCUGUGCUAUUGAAGAAUGGGUCUUUUGUACUUAUGGCACUGGUGUUAGUAGACAGCUUUUGGGGAAAGUGUCAGGCCCAACCACAGCUCAUACUGCAUCAGAAUCUAUGUUUUAACAAGAUCUGCAGUUCAUGGUAGUUAACAUUCAAAGUUAUGAAGCAUAGAUUAACAUAGUGAGACCUUACAACUGAUAAAUCCAUGAUCUCGAAUGGUGUACAUGGAGGAUGGAAAAAGAUAUUCCUAUGUUGAAGGCUUAAUUUUAGGUGAUACACUUCUUUAAUUCAUGGUCUGCACAUUUUGAGGAUAUGUUGAUGUUCUUUUUUUUUAAAUAUUUUAUUAUUUUUAUUUUGUGUGUAUGUGUGUAUUGCCUGCAUGUAGGUAACUGCACCCAUGUCAU
Messenger RNA from Nannospalax galili (Upper Galilee mountains blind mole rat), 3036 nucleotides. Its product is annotated as wiskott-Aldrich syndrome protein homolog 1. Bases 13 to 774 code for a protein of 253 amino acids. NCBI's taxonomy places the organism in Eukaryota, Metazoa, Chordata, Mammalia, Rodentia, Spalacidae. The transcript is spliced from 2 exons. The record is from RefSeq and is a predicted model, not a curated record.